GUAUAUAUAAUUAAAUUAGAAGGUAUUGUUGUUUGAAGAAAAGGGCAAAGCCCUAAUUUAUAUGGGGAUUAGAUAGUUGAGUGGUUACCCAACUCCUUGAGUAGGAGGAAACAAAUUUUAUAGCGAGGAAGAAGGAAGGGGGAGAAAAUGGCACUGGACGGUAGCGGCAAUGGAGAUGACUUCUCUGUAGGAUCUUUCUUCUCCAUUAAGACCACCUUAGGAGAUGAAUUUCAAGGACAAGUCAUUACCUUUGACCGCCCCUCCAACAUCCUCGUCCUUCAGGAGGGUUCAAAGCCAGGACCUCGCAGGAACAUAAGGCUGUUGAAGGCCAAUUAUAUUAAGGAAUUUUCGUUUUUGGGACAUGGUGAAGAUCCUCUUGAUCUCAAAAACUGUUACCUCGAUCUCAAUACUCUCCGUGCCCGAGAAGAACUUGCCAUUAGGCAAGCUGAGGCUGAGGCGGAGAGGAUAGGAGUGGGUGUCACUAGCGAGGCUCAAAGUAUUUUUGAUGCUCUAUCUAAAACGCUUCCUGUUCGUUGGGACAAGACUGUGAUAGUUGUAAUGAAUGAAGUACGUGUGAGCAGUCCUUACCUACCUGAAUCUGUUUCCGGAGGCACCCCUGCUGCCAAUGAGCGCGUGAAGAAAGUGCUUGAAUGGGAGAGGAAGCGAUUGCAAGUUCGUGGGGGUGGUCAGUGAUGCUCAUUCAUCCCUAUCCUUUCUUUUCUGGGUGCGGUUAGCUGUACGGAGCCAAGGUAUUAUCUGAUUUAGAGGCAUCAGUGUCAGCAAUCUCGGAGGAAUUUGGUGUUUGAGUGGUAACCUAGUCGAAUUUAGUGUAACCUGUUAGCCAAAGUUUUUUGCUUAGUGGUUUCUGGUCGUUGAUUUUUUACUGUUUAUGGACUGCAUUGGACACGACAAAGCACUUUCUGUGUCCAUAUUUAAAGUUUCCCAAGAUUUGCUCUGCAAGUAUACAAGCAAAUUCAAAUGUAAUAACUGUACUUAUUGCAUUUGGUCAUAACGUGGAAAAAGAAAAGGUUUUGAAAUAGAUGACCGGCCUGUCUCAUGGUCUAACAUUGAUAUUGUUUGGGCAUAAGAUUGCCUCUAUAGUUUAUUUGCCAUGUCUUUCAAUGCUGUUCGUUGGAGUUUAAAAAGUUGUGUGAAAUUACAUUUGUAGAUGUUGUGGGCAUCUUCCUUCAAAAAAAGUAGUAGGCAAAUGAAAAGCUUGGACAGCCUAUGGCGCCAAAAGAACAUUGAUUUAUUGAUU
Messenger RNA from Cucumis sativus (cucumber), 1258 nucleotides. Its product is annotated as protein LSM12 homolog A. Bases 148 to 693 code for a protein of 181 amino acids. NCBI's taxonomy places the organism in Eukaryota, Viridiplantae, Streptophyta, Magnoliopsida, Cucurbitales, Cucurbitaceae. The record is from RefSeq and is a predicted model, not a curated record. The transcript is spliced from 5 exons.